Molecule: messenger RNA, 1713 nt
Organism: Capronia coronata CBS 617.96
Lineage: Eukaryota; Fungi; Ascomycota; Eurotiomycetes; Chaetothyriales; Herpotrichiellaceae
Product: asparaginyl-tRNA synthetase
Exons: 3
Coding region: 1-1713 (570 amino acids)
Biological process (GO): asparaginyl-tRNA aminoacylation
Cellular component (GO): mitochondrion
Molecular function (GO): asparagine-tRNA ligase activity; ATP binding; nucleic acid binding
Source: RefSeq, a predicted model, not a curated record
AUGCUAUGGCGCAUGCGGCCAUCGCCAUGGCGUCCCGGGUCUUCUGUUCUGUCACGAUUCCGUGAGACAGACCAAUGUCUUGCUCGACCUCCAUAUGUACUUAAUCCCUGUCGCACUCGAGGGUUGCAUGAUGUCCGAUCCAAUCCAAACUUCGUUCUCUCACCAAUACCCCUUGUCCGAUAUGCGAAGCUCUUAGAGGAUCCCAAGCAAUAUGAGGCACAACAGAUCAAGAUCACCGGGCUGGUGCGCAGCGUGCGGAAGCAGAAAAAGGUGGCUUUUGCUCGCAUUGCAGACGGAUCUACACUGGCCAGCGUCCAAGCUGUGUUCCCCGAGCCAGCCGUUGCGAAGGACAUAACCAACGGUUCCUAUGUCGCAUUGGUCGGCAAAUGGAUUCCAUCGGCCGGCGCUGGGCAGACCCAUGAGUUACAGGUGGAAAGGAUCGAGGAUCUGGGGGAGAGCAACCCUCUUGAGAAUCCCAUACAGAAGCAGUCCAUGUCGGUGGAUUUUCUGCGAACCAUCCCCCACCUACGAAUGCGGACAUCCUUUCAGUCCCUCGUCGCACGUACUCGAAGUCAUUUGACCUCUGCGGUGGCCUCGCAUUUCCAUAAUUCCUCAGAUCUUGUGUAUCAGGUCCAUCCGCCGCUCAUCACCUCCUCGGACUGUGAAGGCGCGGGGGAAGUAUUUACCAUAGCGCCGCGGAGUAGCGAACGAGCUCCCGGAACUGCUCCAAAUGCGUCCAAAGAGGAGGAGAAACUAUAUUUUCGAGAUCCAAAGUAUCUGACAGUAUCGUCGCAACUACAUCUGGAAGCGUACGCUGCUCAACUAGGGGAUGUCUUUGCAUUUUCGUCCACUUUCCGUGCCGAGGAAAGCGACACCCCCCGCCACUUGGCCGAAUUCUACAUGCUGGAAGCUGAGCACCGCGACAUUGACUUGGUGCAGCUGUUAGCACGAGUCCGGGCUCUUGUUGUGCAUCUGGCCCAAUCUUUGCAGGAACACCGAACGGGCAAGGAGCUCGUAGAGUAUUAUACAGACCAGAAGCACCGGGCUCAAGACGCCGAGUCAAUCGACCUAGAAGACCGUUGGAAUCGACUCGCAGGGCCAUGGUCUACCGUGGACUAUUCGUCUGCAAUCAAGGCUCUCGAAGAGGCGCAUGACGCGAGCGGCGGGAAACUUUUCGCAACUCCGCCUCAGUGGGAACAUGGUCUUCAACUGGAACAUGAGCGCUGGAUUGUCGAGAACAUGGCGAACGGCAAACCAGUGUUUGUCACUCACUAUCCGCGGACCAUCAAGCCGUUUUACAUGCUACCUUCGUCCUUUGGGGCGUCAAUCCAGCAACCAGACCAUGUCGAAUCUACCUCAUUAGCGAGCGACAGGGAUACGGUCGCCUGUUUCGACCUCCUUUUGCCCUUCGGAUAUUGUGAGGUCGUCGGCGGAAGUCUCAGAGAGCACCGUCUUGAGAACUUAAUCACGAACAUGCGUGAGAAAGGACUGCUCAAGAAGACGGAGACGCCCAAUGGCGAUGCGUACCCGUUCUUGCAACCGGAUGAAAGCCUCGGGAGUUUGAAAUGGUACGCUGACCUCAGACGGUUUGGAAGCAGUCCCCAUGGUGGAUAUGGCUUGGGGUUCGACCGACUGCUGGCCUAUCUCACAGGGGUGAGCAAUGUCAGAGAAGUGGUCGGGUUUCCCAGGACAUGGGGACGGGCUGACUGCUAG